UCAGGUGUCCGCCUCUGUCCAAUCAGCUGAGGUGGAACUCUACAUUUCUUGGUAAAAACAACAAAGUCACAAAGAAAAACUUGAAUGUUUACUCUAAACCUGUUUGCCCGGGGGGGUGAUGGACGUACUACAGCCAAUCGUAUCUUUGGGGCCGGUUUCAGGUGUUGAGCAGUGGUAUAACAACAGUCCCUCGCAUCUCUCAAUCACUACCUGUACAGGUGACUAUCGGUUCUACACUGCCUCUCUAUUUUCUUUCUCAACUCACCCAUUCAACCAACUACUGCCAUGUCUAGGAACAGUGCCUUCAGCAUGUUCGGUGGGGCCGGGGGAAGAGGCUCCAGGGUGUCUGUGGCCAGUCUGGAGGGGCUACGGAACGCCAUGCGCUCUGACCCGGAGAAUUCGAAGGAGGUCUCUCCUGCCCCCGGGCCCGCCCCGGAUGAUAAGAAGACCAUGAAGGGUCUCAACGACCGUCUGUCCGGCUACCUGGGCAGGGUGAGGAACCUGGAGGAAGCCAACAAAGAUCUGGAGGACCAGAUUCAGGACAUCUUGGACAAGAGAGGAGACCCCAACGGCCGCGACUGGGAUGUGGUUGAGAAACCAUUGAAUGACCUCAGGAAGAAGCUCCGUGAUAUGACCAUGGAUAAUGCACGUUUGUUACUGCAAAUGGACAACACCAAACUGGCCAAUGAUGACUUCAAAAACAAGCUGGACAACGAGAAGCAGGCCAGGAAGACUGUGGAGAAGGAUCUGAUUGGUCUGAAGAAGGUGAUUGACGACACCAACCUGAACCGCAUGCAGCUGGAGAGCCAGAUCGAGUCUGUGAAGGAAGAGCUCGCCUUCCUCAAGAAGGACCAUAAGGAUGACGUUGAUGAGCUGCGUAAGAAGAUCAAGGACUCCAACGUCCUCGUGGAGUUUGACUCCCAGGACAACAACCUGAGUGAUACACUCAACAAGAUCCGCUCCCAGUACGAGAAACUGGCCAAGAAGAACCUCAAGGAUACCGACGACUGGUACCAGAGCAAGUUUGACAGCAUCAAGGUAGAGGUGGUUGAGAAUAAUGAGGCUCUGCAUUCAGGCAAGAAUGAGCUCAAAGACCUGCGCAGACAGAGACACCUUCUGGAGAUAGACAUACAGUCUACAAUGAGCAUGGUCCACUCCCACGAGGAAUCUCUGAAGGACAUGGAAGGGCGGUACAACCGUGAGAUGACUCGCCUCAAUAAGAUCCUGCUGCAGUUGGAGGGAGAGCUGGUCCAGGUGAGGACGCAGGUGGAGAGGCAUGUGGAUGACUACCAGGAGCUGCUUCACGUCAAGAUGAAGCUGGAAGCCGAGAUCGAGAACUACCGCAGCCUAAUGCACGACAUCGCCCCUGAUGACAGCGUGGACUUUUCUUUAGAGCAGGCAGUGAAUUGUGGUAAGUACUGGACAUCGGCCCUACUGAACCAUCUGAUCUGAAGACACCAGGGAAUCCAACAUACCAUUAUAUCACUGUCCAUCUAAGAUGUCACUCCAGAUUGCUGUUCAUUCUCAGUUAUGGCUAAUAUCACUCUGUCUGCACUACCUACCUAUCUCACUGUAUAACUGCAUGAUGUCAAAGACAAUGUUCUUAACAUGUUGUAGACAGAUACAAUGGUAUUCUGAUUGUGAGUUGUUCCUUGUAUACGAUUGUAAGACAUUGAGUCAUUGAUUCAUUUGAUCCCAAUGUUAUGUGGAUGUGUUGCAGAGGUGGUGUCUAUUCAAUUCAUGCAAACAUCUGAUUCAAGUAGGAUGUGCAAUUUGAUUUGAACAUGGCAAUAUAUACUAUACAUUGCUAACAAUAUACUAUACAUUUCCAAUUCAAAUUGUAUGUCUACUUCUAUUAGAGUCUGGUGGAACCGUCCUGAUCACACAAUAGCUCACAUUCUGAUUUAGCUCACAGAUACAGAAACAGUGAGCUUUUAGCAAUCAGGAUGGUUCCACAAGGCUACUUCAAUUCCUCAACUGAAAAACAUCCUGCAAAAUGUUCAGACUGAGAUCUUCUUCCUCUUCCCUGACUCCACAUCAGAGCCGCCCAGCUACCUAAGAAAGCCUUGAUGAAGGAUGAGGUUGAUGGAAAGGAGGUCCCCAAAAAGACAGAAGCUGCGGCAACUCAGAAAAG
Messenger RNA from Oncorhynchus nerka (sockeye salmon), 2134 nucleotides. RefSeq lists its product as uncharacterized. The coding region runs from base 286 to 1452 and encodes 388 amino acids. The transcript is spliced from 7 exons. Gene Ontology annotation, molecular function: structural molecule activity. The record is from RefSeq and is a predicted model, not a curated record. Gene Ontology annotation, cellular component: cytoskeleton. NCBI's taxonomy places the organism in Eukaryota, Metazoa, Chordata, Actinopteri, Salmoniformes, Salmonidae.